UCUCCUGGAAGGAGGGUGUGUGGAGCCCGAGAUGGUCCUUUGCUUUGCUGGCUUCAAGCUCUCCAUUGUUGGUUUUUAAUGGGCUUUGUCUGCUGCGCGAUACCAGAAUUUCAGCUGGCGCGAUCAAACACAGCUCUCUCUCUCUCUUAUUGAUAUCUCCUUCUAACUUCUCUCGCUUUCUGUGUGUCUUCUCUUCCUUCACCUCAUCUUCUUGCUCAGAGAAGAGAGAGAAAACAAAUAUACUCAAAACCCAUUACAAUUCUUGUUUCAUUUGAUUGAUUCACAGAUCUAACUCUUCCACUUUCAGAUCUUCUUCUCUUUGCAACUUAAAGACUUGUAGUGCAUAACUUAUUCGUCUUGCGGAGAGGGAACUAUUAACCGUUGAGGUUUAUUUUAAUCAGUUAUCUUUAGUCCCCAUUAGAUGUGGCCAAUUUCGAGGGUGGUUUGGAUGAGAUGAGGUAUGUUAUCUGGGUUGAUGAAGUUUUUGAGGGCCUGUUUUUGGCCAAGGGGGGAUGGGCAUGUUCAUACUGGUUCUGAUGCCAGUGGUCGACAGGAUGGGCUUCUAUGGUACAAGGAUACAGGGCAACAUUUUAAUGGAGAGUUCUCGAUGGCUGUGGUACAAGCAAAUUUUUUACUUGAGGAUCAGAGCCAAAUCGAAUCUGGUUGUUUGAGCUUGCAUGAUUCUGGGCCGUUUGGUACCUUUGUAGGGGUUUAUGAUGGACAUGGUGGCCCUGAGACAUCGCAGUACAUCAAUGAUCAACUCUUUCAACAUCUCAAGAGGUUUACUUCAGAGCAACAAUCCAUGUCAGUUGAGGUAAUACGGAAGGCAUUCCAAGCAACAGAAGAGGGGUUUAUCUCUCUUGUUACCAAGCAAUGGCCAAUGAAACCGCAGAUUGCAGCAGUUGGAUCAUGCUGUCUGGUUGGGAUCAUCUGCAAUGGCGCUCUUUAUAUUGCCAACCUUGGUGACUCCCGUGCUGUUCUGGGGAGACUGGUCAAGGCAACAGGAGGGGUUCUGUCCAUUCAGCUCUCGGAUGAGCACAAUGCCAGUAUAGAGUCUGUGAGACAAGAAUUGCAUUCUUUGCACCCGGAUGACUCGCAAAUAGUAGUGUUAAGGCAUAACGUGUGGCGUGUAAAGGGCAUAAUACAGAUUUCAAGAUCCAUUGGUGAUUUGUAUCUGAAGAAGGCAGAAUUCAACAGGGAGCCAUUAUUUGCUAAAUUUCGCCUUCGUGAACCUUUGAGAAGACCAAUACUGAGCUCAGACCCAUCAAUUUCAGUGCAUCAAUUGGAGCCACAUGAUCAGUUCGUUAUAUUUGCAUCAGAUGGUCUCUGGGAGCACCUAAGCAACCAAGAAGCAGUUGAUAUAGUUCAAAAUCAUCCCCGCAGUGGAAGUGCUAGGAGAUUGGUAAAAGUUGCACUGCAAGAAGCAGCGAAGAAGAGAGAGAUGAGGGCAAGCUCAGUGAAGAGUCACAACCUAUCUGUGAAAGGGGGUGGAGUCAAGCUUCCUCCUAAAUCUCUUGGAUCUUGACGAAGCAGUCCCCUAAUGUUGUUGUCUGUUGUACUAUUCUGCUGUGAAUACUACCAGGUAGCUUCUGAAGAGAGAUAAAGAAGAGCAGGCCAUCAAUUCUUUAAUGUACGCUGUCAGUAACUGUUUACUGAGAACUAAUUCUUGGGUUUAGUUUCUGUCCCAAGAAAAAGAGAACUGGAAAGGCCAGUCGACAGAUCAUCAUAGUUAUAUCCUUAGGAAUUUUAUUCAACUUUAUUGUUUUUUUCUCCUGUUAUGCCUUGUCUCUGUUUUUGGCUUUUAUCAAUUGUAUGACUCGACGCUGUAAAUUUCUGUAUUGAUCGAUG
Messenger RNA from Ilex paraguariensis (yerba mate), 1848 nucleotides. The record is from the annotation of a GenBank genome assembly. NCBI's taxonomy places the organism in Eukaryota, Viridiplantae, Streptophyta, Magnoliopsida, Aquifoliales, Aquifoliaceae.